Molecule: messenger RNA, 2202 nt
Organism: Penicillium alfredii
Lineage: Eukaryota; Fungi; Ascomycota; Eurotiomycetes; Eurotiales; Aspergillaceae
Product: putative actin polymerization protein Bzz1
Exons: 6
Coding region: 1-2202 (733 amino acids)
Biological process (GO): regulation of actin filament polymerization
Molecular function (GO): protein binding
Source: RefSeq, a predicted model, not a curated record
AUGUCGGCAGCAGACGUGGCUCCUCAAUUUGGAGCGGAGCUGAAGGAUUCAUUCAAACCGGUCAACACUUGGGUAUCGAACGGGAUAUCAUGGCUAGAAGAGAUACAGCAAUUCUACCGGGAGCGCAGUGUCAUUGAAAAGGAAUACGCAACCAAGUUGGCCACCCUGUGCAAGAAAUAUUCCGAUCGCAAAUCGAAGAAAAUCAGCCCGCUCAGUGUCGGCGACACUCCUACCUUAACCCCCGGUUCCCUCGAAAGCGCGUCGUUGACCACAUGGUCUACACAAUUGACUGCCGUUGAAUCGCAUGCCGCCGAGCGAGACAAGUUUGCCACGGAUUUGGUUACGCAAGUGGCGGAGCCCCUCAAACUAGCUGCCACCCAAUACGACGAGAUUCGCAAAUCCCAUGUCGAAUUCCACGGGAAACUGGAGAAAGAACGCGAUGCGUCGUACGGCGAGCUCAAGAAGGCUAAGGGGAAAUAUGAUGGGUCCUGUCAGGAGGUCGAGUCGCGACGGAAGAAGAUGGAGUCAUCAUUCGACCACGGCAAGGCCAAGGCUCAAUCCGCUUAUCAACAGCAGAUCUUGGAAAUGAACAACUACAAGAAUCUGUAUCUCAUCAGUAUCAACGUUACCAACAAGCUAAAGGAAAGGUUUUACCACCAAUAUGUUCCAGAGAUGAUUGAUGGCUUGCAAAAUCUCAAUGAAACGCGAGUAACUAGAUUAAACGCACUGUGGACACUUGCGGCGCAACUGGAAAAAUCGUCGCUCUCCAAUAGCACAAACCACAUGACGAAUUUGCUGCAUGAAAUCCCACGCAACGAACCGCGACUAGAUUCGCUCAUGUUCCUUCAACAUAACGUGACACAAUCACAAGAACCUGCCGACAUGGGCUUUGAGCCAAGUCCAGUUUGGCAUGACGAUGCCUUAAUUGUCACCGAUGAGGCUGCUAAGGUCUUUCUGCGCAAUGUUUUGGGUAAAAGCAAGACUCAAGUCCGCGAAUUACGAGUAGAGGCGGAUCGAAAGAGACGCGAGGUUGACACCAUGACGAAGGCGCGCCAAAACAUUCAGCAGGGCAAGGAUGACCGCAGCGAGGUGGAUAUCGUCCGAUCGAUAUUCUACUUGCAAGAGGCCCUCCAUGACGUGGACCGCAAAUGGCUCACGGCCGAGGUAGAAACAUCUACCAUCAUAUCAGUGACCGGAGACCUGUCAUUGGGGGCCAAGAACCACAAUUUCCGAUCUCAGACGUUUAAGAUCCCGACAAACUGUGACUUGUGUGGAGAGCGCAUUUGGGGAUUGUCCGCCAAAGGAUUCGAUUGUCGGGACUGUGGGUAUACAUGUCACAGCAAAUGUCAAAUGAAGGUCCCCGCCGAGUGUCCAGGCGAACAGUCUAAGGAAGAUAAAAAGAAGCUCAAGGCCCAGCGACAAGAUCAGGCUGGGGCGAUGCCUCUCGCUGAUCUUGAUUCAACCUCGACCUCGGCGGCGGCGCCAUCACUCACGCGUCAAAACACCAUGAAUUCGCUGAGCUCUGGGUAUGCUGCUAGCACCACUCGGUCGGUCUCCAACGUCGCCGCGCAACCCACCCCAGAAAGCCCGGCAGAGGCACCUCCGGCCCCUGUUGCGGAAACCAAGCCAAAUGCGCCGAAGCGAGGCAGAGUCCUGGCACCGCCCCCGUCAGCCUAUGUCAGUACACCGUCGGUGAAUGAGCCCAGUCCCGCUUCGAAGUCCGGAGAACCAAGAGGGAAAAUGCUUUAUGCCUACCAGGCCACUGGUGCGGACGAGGUCACAGUCCAAGAGGGAGAUGAUGUGGCAAUCCUUGAGCCCGAUGACGGUGGAUGGAUGCGCGUCCGCGCCGGCGCCAGCAAGGGUCUUGUCCCAACAUCGUACGUUGAAGCUGCCCCGGCGCCAUCGGCUAGUCCAGCCCUCACCGAUCGACCUGGGUCCAUAUACUCCAAUUCUUCUGCGUCUCUGGCAGGCGGUGCUGCACCCAAGCGUGUUGGGCCCGCGGUGGCCCCGCGACGGGGUGCCAAGAAGGUUCAAUAUGUCGAGGCGUUGUACGACUACGAAGCCCGUAGCGACAUGGAAUGGUCCAUGGCAGAAGGCGAACGGUUCGUUCUGAUUACUCGCGACGGUGGGGACGGCUGGGCCGACGUCGAAAGAGGUGGAGUCACCAAGAGCGUUCCCGCCAACUACAUCCAGGAGGUGUAG